AAGCGUUCAAUGUGCUUAGGACUGGUUUACGUGCGGGAAAUACUAAAUAACGACAGUGCGUACAUAUUGAAGAAAACCAACCCCCUAUUUUUCUGACAGCUACGGAGGGACUUGUGGCAGAAUGCGGGGUUGUUACUGACCCCUCCUCAGCAGCUGUCUCUCUCUCUAUCUCUCUCUGUAGUGUGGACUUUGACGGGGGACGCGGACAAGGACAAAAAUGCCACACCGGGAUUCAGUCUCUCAGCGCUGUUUCGGACAAGGAGGAAAAACACCCUCCGUUCUUUAAAAAAAAAAAUAUAUAAAAAAAAAAUACCAAACUUUGGAUCUACCUUCCUACACGUCUGGAUUUUUCUCCUUCCUCUUCUCCGAACAGUUUUCCUUCCUGAUGAACGGUGACUCACUGCAGGCAGAAGGCGAGCCGCUGCAUCCUAAUCAGACAGCGGAGAGGACUUCAGCUCAUUGACAUUACAGUCAUACUUUUCUGGAGCACUUUUUCUUUUUUUUUUUUCUUUUUUAUUUCCACUGCGCUGCACUGUAGCCUGCGCGUGCAUCUGAGGCUUGUGGCUUUCCCCUCCGCACACAGAGGGGGGAAGAGGAUACGGGUGGUACCUUUUACUGAAGUGUUAGAGGGAUGAAACUCUCCUUGAACCCUUCUGGAACUGACUAUUUCAUUUUUACUAUUAUAUUUUCUGGACUAUUACAUCGGCUUCUUUUUUGGUGGUACGAGUGAGCACUUAACAAUGACGAUUCUGUUUGGGGACUGGAUCGCAAUUAUUGCUCAGAUGAGUCUGAGCGCUCAGCUGAAUAUAAAUUAGGUGUUCAGCUCCACAGAUUGCUGGAAGAGGCAGAGGCAGAGGGAGACAGAGCAAAGACAAUCCACAAAGACAAAUGCCAAGGCCUCACAUGAUGAACAGAACUCUUUAUUUGAUCCUGAAUAAUAGAAAUACCAAAUUUGAAGAAAAUAUCAACAGGUCAAGGGAGGAAUAAACAGGACAUAUAAAAGCAACUUUUACAGAGUGGGGAUGUAUCUUUCUAUUUUCUUUUUCCUACUCUUAUGGGCUCAAGCCCUGACAUUGAAAAACUUGAAUUAUUCUGUCCCGGAGGAACAAGGCCCGGGGACAGUGAUUGGGAACAUUGCCAAAGAUGCCAGACUUGGACUGGAACAGGUUGGGCAGGCAGGACAGGGUAAAAAAGCCAACUUCAGGGUGCUGGAAAACUCCGCUCCGCAUCUCAUUGACGUAGACCCCCAGAGCGGACUGUUGUACACAAAGCAGCGCAUCGACAGGGAAACCUUGUGUAAGAGAAACCCCAAGUGCCAGCUUUCCAUGGAGGUGUUUGCCAAUGACAAGGAGAUAUGCAUGAUCAAAAUAGAUAUUCAGGACAUUAAUGACAACUCACCAACUUUCCCCUCGGAUCAGAUUGAUAUUGACAUUUCAGAAAAUGCAGUGCCAGGGACACGCUUUCCCCUGACCAGUGCGCAUGACCCAGAUGCAGGAGAAAACGGUCUGAAAACGUAUCAAAUAACACGCGAUGACUACAAUCUCUUCUCCUUGGAGGUAAAAUCCCGUGGUGACGGGACUAAAUUCCCAGAAUUAGUUAUUCAAAGACCAUUGGACCGAGAAGAACGAAGCCAUCACACCCUAAUUUUGUCAGCCACUGAUGGAGGGGAAUAUCCUAAGUCAGGUACCAUGCAGAUAAAUGUCAAAGUUAUUGAUUCCAAUGAUAACAGCCCUGUGUUUGAUCAGCCCUCAUAUGUUGUAGAAAUCCCUGAAAAUUCCACUCCUGGUAAAGUCCUGAUUGAUUUAAAUGCUACAGAUCCUGAUGAGGGAAACAAUGGACAAGUAGUUUAUUCUUUUAGUGGCUAUGCCCCAGAGAGAAUCAGGGAGCUCUUCUCCAUAGAUUCAAGGACAGGGGACAUUAAGAUUCAGGGCGAAAUUGACUAUGAAGAGAGCCCAGUUAUUGAGAUUGACGUCCAGGCAAAGGAUCUGGGUCCCAAUCCAAUCCCAGGCCAUUGUAAAGUCACUGUUAAAGUGCUUGACAGGAAUGAUAACUGGCCAUCUAUAAGCUUUGUGUCAGUGAGACAGGGAGCCAUCAGCGAGGCAGCACCUCCAGGCACUGUCAUUGCUCUGGUCCGUGUCACAGACAAGGACUCAGGCAGGAAUGGGCAGCUUCAGUGCAGAGUGUUGGGUAAUGUCCCCUUUAAACUUGAGGAGAACUAUGUUAACUUCUAUACAGUGGUGACAGACAGACCCUUAGACAGAGAGGCACAGGAUGAGUACAAUGUCACCAUUGUGGCCAAAGACAAUGGAAUUCCUCCUCUUAAUUCCACAAAAUCCUUCACAGUGAAGAUCCUCGAUGAGAAUGAUAACGUUCCUCGCUUUACCAAGUCAGUUUAUCUUCUUCAGAUUCCUGAGAACAACAUUCCUGGGGAGUAUCUAGGCUCAGUUCUGGCACAUGAUCCUGACCUUGGCCAGAACGGCACAGUGUACUACAGCAUAGUUAACUCCAACGUGAGUGGGGGUGAUGUCAACACCUAUGUAAAUGUUAACGCUGCAAAUGGGGCCAUCUACGCCGUGAGAUCUUUCAACUACGAGCAAAUAAAGUAUUUCGACUUCAAGGUCCUUGCUAAAGAUAACGGAUCUCCACACCUGGAGAGCAAUGCUACAGUGCGCAUCAGUGUUCUAGAUGUCAAUGACAACAUCCCUGUCAUAGUUCUGCCGCUACUCCUAAAUGACACAGCUGAAAUCCAUGUGCCCCGCAAUGUUGGAGUUGGCUACAUUCUCACCACAGUGAGGGCGGUUGAUAAUGACUAUGGAGAGAGUGGGAGGCUCACCUAUGAGAUCUCGGAUGGCAAUGAGGAGCAUCUCUUUGAGAUUGAUCCAGUGACGGGGGAAGUGCGCACAGCCCACCCAUUCUGGGAUGAUGUGAACCCGAUUGUGGAGUUGAUCAUCCGAGUAUCAGACCACGGCAAGCCAACUCUCACCGCUGCCGCCAGGCUCAUAAUAAAGGCCUCAGAUGGACGUCCUCCUGAUGGACUGCCGCGCACAAAGGACAAUCAGAACUGGGACAUGUCCCUUCCUCUUAUUGUAACUCUCAGUAUCAUAUCAAUCAUGCUUCUGGCUGCCAUGGUGACCAUAGCAAUCAAGUGCAAGCAGGAAAACAAGGAGAUCCGAACGUAUAAUUGUCGCAUUGCAGAGUACUCGCACCCUCAGCUGGGAAAAGGAAAGAAGAAGAAGAUUAACAAGAACGACAUCAUGCUGGUGCAGAGCGAGGUGGAGGAGCGGGAUGCCAUGAAUGUGAUGAAUGUGGUAAGCAGCCCUUCCUUGGCCACCUCUCCCAUGUACUUUGACUACCAGACACGCCUGCCACUCAGCUCACCAAGGUCAGAGGUCAUGUACCUCAAGCCCACUGCCAAUAACCUCAGCGUGCCCCAAGGCCACGUGGGAUGCCACACCAGCUUCACAGGCCCAGUCACCAGCACUACAGACACACCUACUAACCGCAUGUCCAUCAUACAGACAGACAAUUUCCCCACUGAGCCUAAUUAUAUGGGUAGCAGACAACAGUUUGUUCAAAGUAGUUCAACAUUCAAAGACCCAGAGCGAGCCAGCCUCAGAGACAGCGGCCAUGGGGACAGCGACCAGGCUGACAGCGACCAAGACACCAACAAAGGCUCCUGCUGCGACAUGUCCGCAAAAGAAGCCCUCAAGUUAAAGGCUACGGGUGUGAAACCCCCGCCUCUGGAGCAAGAUGAGGAUUGUGUGAACUGUACAGAGGAGUGCCGAGUUCUGGGUCAUUCCGACCGCUGCUGGAUGCCCCAAUUCCCCGCUGGAGGAAACCAGGCAGAGGGCGUUGACUACCGCAACAAUAUGUUUGUACCAGCAGGGAUGGAGACUGUGCCGGAGACAGAAACCUAUGAGACGGUCAACCCAAACGGCAAAAAGACAUUCUGUACAUUUGGAAAAGAGAGGCGCGAUCACACCAUCCUGGUCGCCAAUGUCAAGCCCUACUUGAAGGCGAAACGUGCCCUCAGUCCACUGCUCCAGGAGAUUCCCUCAGUCUCGAGCAGUCCUACUAAAGGCUGCUCCACCAUGUCUCCCUGUUCCUCCAUGAAAAGCCCAGCCGACGGAGCUGAAGGCAAACCUCCCCCCGCCACCUGCUCCGGUCACUACGGCCCUCCUGAUGGUCAGUACCUUUCACCAACCAAACAAAGCAGAGACCAGGGGGUCUACCCACCCUUGCCUCCCUCAGAUCCAGUAGCCAAGGUGCUGGCAGAGGCUCGCUCCAGGAUAAGCCAAGAGGCAACAAGUGAAAUGGAGUGCGUCCUGGAGCAGGUGGAGCCUGGGAACGUAAACCGUGACAGAAUGGACGCUGACCAGGUGGUGAGAGACAUCGACAAACUAUUGCAGGACUGCAGAGGAAGUGAGGCCACCGGCACACUCAGGAAGUGACACAAAGGACUCCAAAAAAAAAAAAAAA
This is a messenger RNA of Labrus bergylta (ballan wrasse), 4479 nucleotides long. It is a transcript of the gene pcdh17, whose product is annotated as protocadherin 17. The record is from RefSeq and is a predicted model, not a curated record. Gene Ontology annotation, biological process: homophilic cell-cell adhesion. Gene Ontology annotation, molecular function: calcium ion binding. NCBI's taxonomy places the organism in Eukaryota, Metazoa, Chordata, Actinopteri, Labriformes, Labridae. Gene Ontology annotation, cellular component: plasma membrane.